AUGCAUCGGUUGGGGUUGGCUACGGAUGAAAAGAUUGCAGCCUCAAAACAGCAUGUUGUGGUUCUGGAUAGCCCUUCUAUAGCCAAACCUGGAUCGGUAAUGCAGAUUGAAGAUUCGUACAUCAUCCCCGAAUGGGCUAGGGCUAUAGUCGAGCACCUGGAGGAAGGAAGACUCUUGGUAGACAAGAAGGAAGCUCGAAAAAUUGGGAUACAGUCAGCCCGAUAUACCCUCAUUGGUGAAAUCAGGUACCGCCGAGGUUACACGUUGCCACUCCUGAAGUGUCUCCCAACAAUCGAAGCAAAAUAUAUAUUGAAGGUGAUUCAUGAAGGGGUAUGUGGUAGCCACUCUGGAGGAUGGAUGUUCGCUCACAAAGCUAUACAAGCCGGCUAUUAUUGGCCCUCGAUGAACCAAGACUCAAUGGAGAUGGUCAGAAGGUGCGAAAGAUGUCAGAGGUUCGUAAGGGUUCAAGCAAAUCGUCCAGCAGAACUCAGCUCGGUUUCGUCACCAUGUCCAUUUGCCUAA
Molecule: messenger RNA, 522 nt
Organism: Alnus glutinosa
Lineage: Eukaryota; Viridiplantae; Streptophyta; Magnoliopsida; Fagales; Betulaceae
Exons: 1
Coding region: 1-522 (173 amino acids)
Source: RefSeq, a predicted model, not a curated record